AUGCCGGAAUCUAGGGCCGCUCUUUUCCUCGGCGUUGAUGUCGGCAUUACGAUACUAACUCUAGGAUUGGUCACUCUGAGAGUCGGAUAUCGCUGGUCGAAAAGGAAACUCGCCAUCUCUGACCAUCUGAUUAGCACGGCCAUGCUGGCUUCCGUGAUACAUAUGAUUCUUGAUAUAAUCAGUGCGUCAACACCACUAUUUUACAUUCUUGGUAUUCUCACUGAUUUGACUUUCCCAGUCACGGCUGCAUUUGGUUAUGGCCGCCAUCAACGAGACCUCCCUCUCGACCUCCAAGGGUCCUACAAAACCGCAUUGACGUUCUGGCUCAUCCAAAUCUUCACAAAAUUGCCACUGUUGUUCAGCAAGCUUUCUCUGACAUUUGUCUACCGUGACCUCAUCCGCUACGUGGACCAUCCCUUAAUCAGGUUCUCCCGCGUAGUCAACUAUGGUCUCAUGGUGGUUCUCGCAGGUUUUUUCACUGCCGCAACGCUCGUUAGCAUGUUCGCCUGCAGCCCGGUAUACAAGAGCUGGCUACCCAAAACGCCGGGCCACUGCAUCGACACGACUGUCAUGUUCAACUACGUCACGGGUGCGGUUAAUGUGUCUACCAGCAUAUGUCUAAUCUGCAUUCCCUUGCCAGUGUUAUACCUGGUCAAGAACAAACGGAUUGAGAUCAAGCAUGAUACGGUGAUCUCUAUCGUCCGCCUCUACAUGAUUACUGAUCUCUACGACGUCAAGAAAGACUUCACCUGGCUCAUUAUCCCCACGCACAUCAUGAUCGUGGUUGAAUUUAAUAUGACUAUCAUAGCGGCAUCCGUCGUCGUCAUGCGGCCCUGUUUCCAAGCCAUGUUCGACAUUCUCUUUCCUACAUCUCUUUACGCCACCCGAAACGCGUCCUACGGCAGCAAGUCCAAGUAUCGCGGUGCAAGGUUGGAUGGAUACAUAAUGAGCCGAGAUGAGAAUGCUGGCUCUUCACGAGGCGAGACAGGGCCGGGGAUUGUGAAGACGGUGGACAUUGAGUUGGCGAGUAAGGAUGCGAGUACGGAGGAUAUACUUCGAGGAGAGACCCGGUUGCGAAACCCCUUAGACCGUCCAGAAUGGCAUAGGUAA
Messenger RNA from Pochonia chlamydosporia 170, 1110 nucleotides. RefSeq lists its product as hypothetical. The coding region runs from base 1 to 1110 and encodes 369 amino acids. The transcript has 6 exons. The record is from RefSeq and is a predicted model, not a curated record. NCBI's taxonomy places the organism in Eukaryota, Fungi, Ascomycota, Sordariomycetes, Hypocreales, Clavicipitaceae.